CUCUGUGCUGUUACUCCAUUUAAAAUUUUAAAGCAAGGAUAGUAUAGCAUGGCCAUAAUUAAGCAAAUAGCGCCUGAAUGAAAGUAAUAUCAAACACUAAAGUGUAUGUUUGUUCAAAUGGAAUUAUAACUUAUUUUAGGAGUGCUUUUAUAUUUUUCUAAAAAAAUGCCUCCUAAACGCAAAAGAGGACGGCCACGUCAUAAAUUAUCUCAGCCAUUAAACCCAAGGCAAAAUUCAGUUUUUGCGGAAGACAUCGAAGUGUCAGAAAAUCUGAGCAAAGAAGUUAUGGAAUAUAUUUGCUCCUAUUGUAAGAAAUCCUUUAAGAAGAGGCAAUAUUUGAUUGCGCAUGUCAAUAGCUGUGGAAAUGAUACAUUACAUGAAGAAAAGCCUAAAUUACACUGUCCUAAAUGCACUAAAGUAUUUGUUUUUAAGAAGAGCUAUAAAAAACAUGUUGAAAAUGAGCAUUAUGAAGGUCCUGAUGGGGUUUGUUGUGAACACUGCUCUGUUAUUUGCCCAAAUAAAGAAAUUUUACAAGAUCAUUUAGAUAAGAAACAUAACUCAGGGACAUAUUCAUGUCAGUUCUGUACUCAGACUUUUGUACGAAGAGCACAUGUAACUCGUCACAUGUUGCAAAAAGGUUGUGAUGGCCGAAAGCUUCGGGAAUUUUCUUGUGGUAUAUGUUCUGCAAAAUUUUCAAGAAAAGAUAAUCUUUUGGUACAUCUUCGGCUUCAACAUAUCAUGAACAAAAGAUUUCAGUGCAAAAUGUGUGAUUUUUCAACAAAGAACUUCUCAAAACUUAUUCUUCACUCGCAAAGAAUACAUUUACCUAAGCCUUUACAAUAUGAAUGUGAUCACUGUGGGAAGUUAACCAAGUCUAGAGGAUCGUUGACAAAGCAUCUUGAGAUUCAUGGUGAUAAGAAAUAUGCUUGCGAGGUGUGUGGCUACAGUACAUACACAAUUGAGGUGAUGCGGCGUCAUACAUUGACCCAUGUCGAGGAUAAGCCAUACAAGUGCAGUAUCUGUUCCAACUCCUUUAUACAGAAAGCCCAGCUUUUGAGGCACCUGAAUCAACAUAUGGAAUUUGUUUGUAAUAUUUGCCCAAAACGCUUCAAGACCAGGGAUGAGGCUCAAAUGCACGAGGCACAGCAUGAUCCAAAUGAUCUGUCGUGCCCAUUUGAAGACUGCAGUGAAAAAAAUUUUGAAAGUGAAGAACAUCAAUCCAUUCAUAUAAAAGAACACCUCCAAGCGUUCAAGUGCGAGGUGUGCGGCAAGCCCUUUGAGAAGGAGAUCAACAUGCGUCGUCACGUGCCCACGCACGCUUUGGACCGACCGCGUCGCUGCAUGUACUGCGUUAACGCGAGGGCGUACGUCCGGGGCGAGCAUCUGCUUCGACACGUGAGGAAGCACCACGCGGACGUGUUCAUGCAGCGCUUGAUGCACGUACGGAGUGUGCUCGGGUCUUACGUCACCACGCCUCGUGUGACCACGCCCCGUGUGUCGAAGUCCGAGCUAGAUGCGAUCUUGAACAUGUUAGAUGCGGAAUCUGACCGCAUCAUCGAGGACUACGGCACUGGCGUACUGUACGGAGGGCUGCAGGAUAUAAACGACCAAAUUGAGGUUGAAAUACCGAAGAACGAACCAAAUACAUUGCUGAGUGAAGAGGAAUUAAUAGGAAAUCUCAAAGAGCUGUUGUCCAAACUUAUUGAUCAAGAGUUGCUGGAGGCAUUCGGUUGGCCAGAUCAGCCUAUUGAAGAUAUAUUAGAGAAGGUGAUAGAAAACUGUGGGGCACGCCCGGCCGAUCGCGAAAAGUGGUCUCGAGUUCAGUGCCUGCGGGAAAACACGAAGCAUUUGUUUAUCUACGUGGUCGAAGACAAGAAUAUUGCUAAAAUGCUCGGCACACACACUAUCGAUCAGGUCAUUAUGCACAUACUGCAGCAAGUCAGCGACAAUGCGUGAAAUUCAAAUUGCUUAUAUAUAUUGGCAUUUGAGACAAUAUACAUAAAAAGAAACAUAAAUAUAGUAGUGUAGUUAUAUUUAUUUUUUUAAAAGCAAUCGUUUUAACAUUUUAAAGAAUUUUGUCAAAUAAAAUAAUGCAAUAUUAUAUUAUGAAGGGUGCGGAUUUAUUCUAUAUUUUAUCAAUAAGAAAAAUCAUGAAUUAUGUUGUAGGGUUUAUACUAUUAACUACUGUUAAAAUGUAUAAAAUAUGGAUCAAUUGUUUAACUUAAGAAUGUAUUGUUGAAAUGUGCCUUAGCUUAAUUUUAAUACAGUUUUAUGUAAUUUUUUAGAAAUUAUUAUCUCGGUGCUCUGUGACACGGAUAAUCAUUCCAUUAAUGCUUUAUGCAUAUUAAGUUAAUUAAAAAUAUCAGUUUUAUGCGCAGAUUUUUUUAGAACCGUUAUAUGUUUAAGUUGCACAGGGCAUCCCACUUCGCUCUAAAUAUGGAGUCAUUUUAAUAAAAUUCCUUAUUGAGGUUGGGUUCACUAUUAGAAGUUAGAGUUUUACUGUUAUAAACGUAAGUAAAAAUAUAUUAUUGAAAUAAAGUGGAUUUUUAAAUAAGA
This is a messenger RNA of Pieris rapae (cabbage white), 2556 nucleotides long. RefSeq names its product protein suppressor of hairy wing (gene su(Hw)). Gene Ontology annotation, molecular function: RNA polymerase II cis-regulatory region sequence-specific DNA binding; DNA-binding transcription factor activity. Lineage: Eukaryota; Metazoa; Arthropoda; Insecta; Lepidoptera; Pieridae. Gene Ontology annotation, biological process: regulation of transcription by RNA polymerase II. The coding region runs from base 166 to 1956 and encodes 596 amino acids. The transcript is spliced from 10 exons. The record is from RefSeq and is a predicted model, not a curated record.